Molecule: messenger RNA, 1762 nt
Organism: Erinaceus europaeus (western European hedgehog)
Lineage: Eukaryota; Metazoa; Chordata; Mammalia; Eulipotyphla; Erinaceidae
Gene: GCDH
Product: glutaryl-CoA dehydrogenase
Exons: 11
Coding region: 143-1450 (435 amino acids)
Biological process (GO): fatty-acyl-CoA biosynthetic process; fatty acid beta-oxidation using acyl-CoA dehydrogenase
Cellular component (GO): mitochondrial inner membrane
Molecular function (GO): flavin adenine dinucleotide binding; fatty-acyl-CoA binding; glutaryl-CoA dehydrogenase activity
Source: RefSeq, a predicted model, not a curated record
GGGGGGCGGGGGGUCAAAGCCGCUGACCACCAGCCGGCGCUCAGUCUCCCAGCGGUGCGUCGCCAGGUUGCGGGUCCCGGGACCUUAAGGCUCUAACGCCCCCCGCGCCCCCGCAGGUCGAUCGGGCUCCUCCGCUGCCCACAUGGCCCUGAGAGGCGUCUCCGCGCGGCUGCUGCGCUGCGGGCCCGGCCUGCGCGCUUGGAGCUCCGCCGCCCCGCGGGCCGAAAAGAGCGGGAAGGGCCAGAGCCGAGCAUCCAAGGCCUCGCGCCCCGAGUUCGACUGGAGGGACCCCCUGGUGCUGGAGGAGCAGCUGACGGCAGAUGAGAUCCUCAUCCGGGACACCUUCCGCACCUACUGCCAGGAGCGCCUCAUGCCCCGGAUCCUGCUGGCCAACCGCAACGAGGUCUUCCACCGCGAGAUCAUCUCCGAGAUGGGAGAGCUGGGCGUGCUGGGCCCCACCAUCAAAGGCUAUGGCUGUGCUGGGGUCUCCUCCGUGGCCUAUGGGCUCCUGGCCCGAGAGCUCGAGCGGGUGGACAGCGGCUACCGGUCGGCCAUGAGCGUCCAGUCUUCUCUGGUCAUGCAUCCCAUCUUCGCCUACGGCAGCGAGGAGCAGCGCCAGAAGUACCUGCCACGGCUGGCUAAAGGAGAGCUUCUGGGGUGUUUCGGGCUCACAGAGCCCAACCACGGCAGCGACCCCGGAAGCAUGGAGACCCGCGCCCGCUACAACCCCUCAACCAAGACCUACACCCUCAACGGAGCCAAGACCUGGAUCACCAACUCGCCUGUGGCCGACCUGUUUGUGGUGUGGGCUCGGGAUGAUAAUGGCAAGAUCUGUGGCUUCCUGCUGGAGCGGGGGACACCUGGCCUCUCCACUCCCAAGAUCGAGGGCAAGUUCUCCCUGCGGGCCUCGGCCACUGGCAUGAUUCUCAUGGACGGCGUGGAGGUGCCUGAGGAGAACAUGCUACCCAGCGCUUCGGGGCUGGGGGGCCCCUUUGGCUGUCUGAACAACGCCCGCUUCGGCAUCGCCUGGGGUGUGCUGGGAGCCGCGGAGUUCUGCCUGCACACGGCCCGACAGUACACCCUGGACAGGUUCCAGUUCGGGGCCCCGCUGGCCCAGAACCAGCUGAUCCAGAAGAAGCUGGCGGACAUGCUGACGGAGAUCACACUGGGCCUGCACGCCUGCCUGCAGCUGGGCCGCCUCAAGGACCAGGACAAGGCCGCCCCCGAGAUGGUGUCGCUGCUCAAGAGGAACAACUGCGGGAAGGCGCUGGACGUGGCCCGCCAGGCCCGCGACAUGCUGGGGGGCAACGGGGUCAGUGAUGAGUAUCACGUGAUCCGCCACGCGCUCAACCUGGAGGCCGUCAACACCUACGAAGGGACACACGACAUCCACGCCCUGAUCCUCGGAAGAGCCAUCACCGGAAUCCAGGCCUUCACAGCCGGCAAGUGACCCACUGAUGCUGGAAUGGUGGGGCCGCCCACCCCACACCCCACAGGUGGGAAGAAGAGGGAGAAACCGCUGUCAGAAGCUCCCAGGCCACGCGGAGAGCCCAUCUGGACUGAGAGACCUGUUUGCCAGAGACCUGAGCCUUCUCCCUGAGAAGACUUGGGUUUGAAGCCCAGUACCCCCUGCAAGGCACUCUUGCACUAGGGGAAGCUCUGUGGUCGCCACCUGCCCGCAGCCCUGGCCCUCCGCCUGAGAACGUGCCUUACUCCCGGUGCCACAGAUGCCAAAUAAAAGAGUCUGUGAGCAGGGCCGCUU